AGGGCCAGGGCCUCUGCCUCUGCCUCUGCCUCUGCGAGCAUCCGUCUCUUUCUUUUCCUUUCCUCUCUCCCUCUGAACCACACACUCACGCACAGAGACAUGUUCAAAAGUAAGCCACUUAUGCAUAUUAUAUCAUCUUUGAUGAUUGUUAAAGAUGAAAACGAAAGCAAAACUAAGUAAAGCAGCUAUUGCUGCUUCUCUGGACACGGACACUGCUACUGCCUACCACUGCUGCAGCAACUACUACUAUUACUUCUCCGUCAAGCACCUAAUUGUAAGAACAGUUACUACUCAUACAUAAAUAUAGGCUGAGCUCUCCAAGAAGCAGAGAAAUGAGCCAGUGCGUCCCAAGCUGGGAUCUUGAUAACAACCCCUCCUCCACCGCUAGGCUCACUCUCCAUGCCCUUUCCAACUCCGACUCCACCGCCGCCGACGAUCCCACGUCAGAUUACGAAGUAGCAGAGCUGAUAUGGGCUAACGGCCAGCUUGCGUUACAGGGUUUGGGUCACCCUCGCAUCGUUACCAGACCCAUCCCUUCCUUACUCUCCUCCAAGUAUUCCUCCUGGUCUGAAAAGCCACGCGCUGGCGGCACCCUGGAAUCAAUCGUUGACCAGGCCGCUCAAUUCCUCCCUUCCAAGUCCCUCUCACCGGUCCCCCACUGCGACAACGCCACCGCCGCCGCCACCCACCCUUGGUUCAAUCCCCACCACACCACCACAACCACUACCGCCCCGCCUCACCCCAUCACCAUGGACGCCAUGGUCCCUUGCUCCCACCCAACUCCAAUCCCCUCCACCGCCGCCGCUGACGAUGACCCUUCAUCUCACGUACCCAAUCCGGACAACAACGGAAUAGGAACCUGCGUCGGUUCCUGCAGUGUGGCCGGCACACCCCCGGAAGUAGGGAAGCAAAUAUCACUCGCUGGGAAACGCGCCAGGGUGGCACGUGUGAACGGUACGACUGCACACGAGGGAAACAGCAAUAACCACAGCGCUAGCGCUAGCGUUAGCAUGCAAGAUGCCAGGCUCGACACGUGCGACGUUGAACUCGACGCCACUUCCUUGGGCUCCCGUGAUAACACGAGCUCCGGGAAGCCUUGGCAGUCUUCUACGAAACCCACCACCGUCGACGACCAUGAUUCCGUCUGUCACAGCAGAUCAAAUCAGAAGAGAGAGUCAGGGGAAGGAGAAGAGAGGAAGAAGAGUCAAUCAGGCAAAUCUUCGGUUAAAACAAAGAGAAGCAGAGCUGCUGCCAUCCAUAAUCAAUCUGAACGGAAAAGGAGGGAUAAGAUCAACCAAAGAAUGAAGACUUUGCAGAAGCUAAUCCCAAAUUCCAGUAAGACUGAUAAAGCAUCAAUGCUAGAUGAAGUGAUUGAAUAUCUGAAGCAACUUCAAGCUCAAGUACAGAUGAUGAGUAGGAUGAUACCACAAAUGAUGUUGCCAAUGACCAUGCAACAACAGCUUCAAAUGUCUAUGAUGGCACAGAUGGCCGGCAUGGGAAUGGGAAUGGGAAUAGGGAUGGGUGUGAUGGAUAUGAAUAUGAUCGGGCGAUCCAACAUGCCGGGAAUUCCUCCCAUUCUUCCUCCAGCUGCCUUUAUGCCUUUAGCUUCGUGGGACGUUUCCGGUGAUCAUCGCUUAUCAACCUCAAAUGCAACUAUGCCUGAUCCAUUGUCCUCAUUUCUCGCUUGCCAGUCACAGCCAAUGACGAUGGAUACUUACAGUAGGAUGGCAGCCUUGUUUCAACAAUUCCAUCCACCACCAACUUCCAAUGCCAAGACCUAAAGUUUUACAACCCAUGCAGUAUUAUAUAAUUCAAGUUAAUAUGUAUAUGGUAAUUGGCAUUAUUUGAUCAUCUUUAGAUGUUGAACAUUGAUGGUAGGUGAAAUGAAUUUUUUUGAAAUUCAGAGUUCCA
Molecule: messenger RNA, 1911 nt
Organism: Macadamia integrifolia
Lineage: Eukaryota; Viridiplantae; Streptophyta; Magnoliopsida; Proteales; Proteaceae
Product: transcription factor UNE10
Exons: 6
Coding region: 333-1781 (482 amino acids)
Cellular component (GO): nucleus
Molecular function (GO): protein dimerization activity
Source: RefSeq, a predicted model, not a curated record